Messenger RNA from Eimeria mitis, 1437 nucleotides. RefSeq lists its product as uncharacterized. The coding region runs from base 1 to 1437 and encodes 478 amino acids. The transcript is spliced from 4 exons. The record is from RefSeq and is a predicted model, not a curated record. Lineage: Eukaryota; Apicomplexa; Conoidasida; Eucoccidiorida; Eimeriidae.
AUGGGGAGAAGAGGCCGCCGUGGUUUUGCUGUAUGCAUGCCUUCGGCGCUUCAUACAGGGCAUCGGCCGCCACCGCCUCAAGCAGCAGCAGCAGCAGCAGCAGCAGCAGCAGCAGCAGCAGCAGACUGGAAUUUAGCUUCAGAAGCAGAGAGAGAAGCAGCAGACGCAGCAGCAGCAGCAGCAGCAGCAGCAGCAGCAGCAGUGCUGCCGCUGGGGCCUAGAGGCCGCAAAGGUAGAUUUUCUAAGAAAGCAAUCGCCAGUUUCAACACAGCAGCAGCAGCAGCAGCAGCAGCAGCAGAAGCAGUAGCAGUAGCAGGGCAGCAUACAAACAACACAGAAAACACCAUGGAUGCAGCAGCAAGAAGAGAAGCUGCUGCUGCUGCGGAUGAAACUGCAGCAGCAGCAGCAGCAGCAGCAGCAGCAGCAGCAGCAGCAGCUGAUGUAACAUCAGCACCAUCGGGGUCACCAGAAAGCAGCCUCAGCAGCAGACAGCUGCGUCGGCAGCAGAUUACUGCUGCUGCUGCUGCUGCUGCUGCUUUUCCUCGCAGCGAUGAUGGAGACAGACAGCAGCCAGCAGCAGCAGCAGCAGCAGCAGCAGCAGCAGCAGCAGCAGAUGAGGAGAAUGAAGCACAAACAGCACGAAAGCUUCAGAAGCUGCUGCUACAGGUAACCGUUCUGACAGAGAAGCAGCAGCAGCAGCGGCAGCAGCAGCAGCAGGUGAUGUUGCUGCAGCAGCAGCAGAUGAUGUUGCUGCAGCAGCAGAAACUGUCAGGUGAUGUUGCUGCAGCAGCAGCAGAUGAUGUUGCUGCAGCAGCAGAAACUGUUGAAGCAAGAGGAAUUGAAGCUGUACUAGCAGCAGCAGCAGCAGCAACAGCAGCGUUGGCGCCGGCAGAGAGCCCAGCGGCAAACAUAGAUGCAGCAGCAGCAGCAGCAGCAGCAGAAGAAGCUGCAGCAGCAGCAGCAGAAGAGGCUGCAGCAGCAGCAGCAGCAGAGCAGGCUGCAGCAGCAGCAGCAGAAGAGGCUGCAGCAGCAGCAGCAGAAGAGGCUGCAGCAGCAGCAGCAGAAGAGGCUGCUGCAGCAGCAGCAGAAGAGGCAGCAGCAGCAGCAGCAGAAGAGGCAGCAGCAGCAGCAGCAGAAGAGGCUGCAGCAGCAGCAGCAGAAGGCAGGCUGCAGCAGCAGCAGCAGAAGAGGCAGCAGCGGCAGCAGCAGAACAGGCUGCUGCAGCAGCAGCAGAGCAGGCUGCAGCAGCAGCAGCAGAAAAGGCUGCAGCAGCAGCAGCAGAACACGCUGCAGCAGCAGCAGCAGAAAAGGCUGCAGCAGCAGCAGCAGAAAAGGCUGCAGCAGCAGCAGCAGCAGCAGCAGCAGCAUCAGACUGUGCUGCAGCAGCAACCCCACCAGCAGCAGCAGCAGCAACACCACCACCAUCACCACCCGUAG